Messenger RNA from Truncatella angustata, 588 nucleotides. RefSeq lists its product as uncharacterized. The record is from RefSeq and is a predicted model, not a curated record. Bases 1 to 588 code for a protein of 195 amino acids. The transcript has 2 exons. Lineage: Eukaryota; Fungi; Ascomycota; Sordariomycetes; Amphisphaeriales; Sporocadaceae.
AUGACCGGCAAAGUAUUGUUCGGAAUUUUAUCGGCGGAUGAGCCUCAUUUCAGAUCAUUAUGUGAAGCAGCCCUGACAAAAUUGGACAAAAGAAGAUUUGUGCGAAACCUAAGCCGAAUUUUGAAGAUAUUCCAUGUGAAGCUCUCCUCGGAAGCAGAGACUGAAGCUCAAAAAGCAACUGCACAAUUGCGACAUAGCAAACGGGGGAGAAACCGGAUAAACUGGCUCCUGCAGACUUCGAAGACAACGGGAGGCUCUGAUCAAGCGAUUGAGGAACCAGAUACAAGCUUGGAGAAACAGAAAUUCAUCACCAGGACCCCAAUGAAGGACUCUGACGCUGGCUCUGAUGUUGAUUCUGAUGUCAGCUUGGAGUCCGGGUCAUACGGGGCGUUCUCUCACGUUUCCAGCUUGAGGACUUGCUUGCAAGGGACCACGGCAUUCUUGGAUCUUCGGAGGAACUUCAAGUUCUUGUUCAUACCUUACGAUAUAAGGAGUGUACUCGAGUCAAUCUCCAAGGAAGAAAUCUGGGUUUCACAAAGAGCAGGAUGUAUCGCUGGCCAAUCGAGCGAAAGCUUGGAUAGAGGAUAA